Messenger RNA from Rhodofomes roseus, 624 nucleotides. RefSeq lists its product as uncharacterized. Lineage: Eukaryota; Fungi; Basidiomycota; Agaricomycetes; Polyporales; Fomitopsidaceae. The transcript is spliced from 4 exons. The coding region runs from base 169 to 537 and encodes 122 amino acids. The record is from RefSeq and is a predicted model, not a curated record.
CAUCUCUGUGCCUCUCUGGCGUUACGCUCUUUCUCUCGUCUUCUCGCGCUCGACUAUCGGCCCCCAUAUCACGCUCCUUCUCGAGACUGACACGCUCGCUUCUGCUGCACCUGUCCGACGCCGCCCACAGACCGCAGCCUCUUUGUCUUCCGCUGACCGGCCGCAAACAUGCCCGCGAGCACCCAGUAUGAGGUCCUGCUCGACUUCACGAACGACACGCAUGAUUGCGCGACCGUGCAGCUAUUGCGCAACUAUGGCCGGAACUCGGGCGCGAUCGUCUUACUACAUCCGGGCGAGAGCAUCACGCUCGUCCUGGACGCAGGCUCGGUCUAUCAAUACGCACUAAAGACACGGUCGAAGGUUGCGAACGUAACAGCACGGACGUGGCGAGACGUCAACUGCGCUGUUUCCCAGCUCUUCCCCAGCCGCUCACACACCAUCUCGCAAACCUCGUCAGACCCAAGGAGACCAGUACACGGCAUCACCGUCGACCGGUUAUGGAGAGACAUGCGAUUCUGCAUGUGGAACGACUCGUAGCAUUGGCUCUGAGAGCCACCUAUUUACCGCAUAUACCAAGACAGUCUACUUCCCUAGCAUGACGACGUACACCCUGCAGUCUGUACG